Messenger RNA from Caenorhabditis bovis, 237 nucleotides. NCBI's taxonomy places the organism in Eukaryota, Metazoa, Nematoda, Chromadorea, Rhabditida, Rhabditidae. The record is from the annotation of a GenBank genome assembly.
AUGAACUUCUCGAUCACCUCGAUUGCUCUCAUCGCCAUUCUCCUUCUACACAUUGUGACGGCUGCCAUCGAAUCGCCGGACGAGCAGACCGAGUAUGCCGCCCGAUUGUACGCCAAACUGCGUCCGUUCCGCAUGCUCAGACGUGCGCACAACAUCGAUACGCGUGGAUUGAACAACUUCAAAAAUUGCUAUUUCUCGCCGAUUCAGUGUGUGCUCAUGGAUCGCAAACGCAAAUAA